Molecule: messenger RNA, 3456 nt
Organism: Maudiozyma barnettii
Lineage: Eukaryota; Fungi; Ascomycota; Saccharomycetes; Saccharomycetales; Saccharomycetaceae
Gene: HKR1
Product: Hkr1p
Exons: 1
Coding region: 1-3456 (1151 amino acids)
Biological process (GO): hyperosmotic response; fungal-type cell wall organization; osmosensory signaling pathway via Sho1 osmosensor
Cellular component (GO): plasma membrane; extracellular region; site of polarized growth
Molecular function (GO): osmosensor activity
Source: RefSeq, a predicted model, not a curated record
AUGGGCCAUAUAUUUCGAAAUAACUAUAUUGUACUAGCGACAUUGUUGCUAAGCUAUUGUCGUAUAACAUCAGCCGAUGAACGUGCUUUUUAUAAUAAUGAAACAUCCUCAGUUGACGAGCUUCCACCAUUAUCAUCAUCAUCUAUAGACUCCCUAACAGCAAAUUCAAUAUUAAGUAACACAGAGGAAUCUUCCAUAAGUACGAUAAGGUUAUCAUCAAUUUUAACCCCUACAUCAGAAAGCUCUAUUUACACUAGCACGCCAAACAUAAUAGUAGAAAGUUCAGUAACUUCGUUGAUACCGUCUUCGCAUAUAUCAGACUCCGUAGAAACAUCAUGGAACCAGUAUUCUUCAUAUACUUCAAGUUCAGAAUCUGCGACACAAUCCUUAACUUCGUCAUUCCAAAAUCCAUAUUUCAACUCCACCGCAUCGUCUGAUUCGUAUGUAAAACCAAUAAACUCACAAGACGAAGUAGGUACAACUUCACAAGUUGCUGGUACAACAAUAAUAGAAGUUACAACCACAUUACCGGAUCAGACUGUUAUAAUAGACACGAAUACAGUAGAUGGACAAAAUGAUGGUACACAAACUACAGUCAUAACUGAUAAUAAUGGGCAACAAACAGAUAUUGUCAUUCAGCCACCAGUGGUGCAGACAGAAAUUAAUACAGACAAUAACGAUCAAAAUAGCGUUGUAUCAACUAUGGAGAUUGACAAUACUCAGCCAGGUAAUACCCAAGUUCAAAUAACGACUGCAACUGAAGAAUAUAACCCCUAUCAUCCUGAAAGACCUCAAGUCAAUAAUGAUGCUGACACCGCUACUGAACCUCAAUAUACUUUGCAAACUACUAAUACAAAUAUAAACGCUGAUACAUACACUGAUAGAAACCAGUACGUCACUACUAAUUCACAACCGCAGAAUACACAAGAAACAUAUAACACUAACGACCAAGGUGCAAAAAAUACAAAUGGUAAUGCGGGCACAAUUAAUAGUGGUGAAAUAAUUGCAACUAAUAAACCUACAGUAUCCCAUAUACCUCAAGCUUCACAGGUAUCAGAGGAUUCCAAGGGGACACAUAAUACAUAUGUAUCAGAUGUAAAAACUGUAAACAAUCUACCAACCACAAUGACUCCACAACAAAAGACUGACAAAGAUGGUAUAAGUCAAACAGAGGAAGGCGGUAGUAAAAUCAUUUUAAGCGACGAAACUGGGAUACCAGUUGAUAGUACAAAAACUCCAAACACACUUAAAACUAUGGAAACAACAGCUAUAUCACAGUUAGGGGUUCAUACUUCUGCAAAAAUUGAUAAUAAUGCUGGUACUACUAGAAUCUUGGACAAAUCACAGUAUGAUGGUAAGAGUACUCUGACAAUUGCAAACGGAGUUACACAAGCCAGUUCGAAAGACAAAGUAGAAACUGCUGGAAACACGGUUAAUGAAAACCAGACUGGCUAUGUCGUCUAUUCCAAGGAUUCGAAGGCCACACACGUUAAAGAUGGUAGUAAUACAAUAACAGCUACAAAAGUUGGUGUAACGGUUGCUACUAAUAAUAAAGACUCCGGAGUAUCUGGUAAAAAUACAGCGAAUAAUGUCGUUUCUAAAACCCCUGAUAAAACAACAGAGACGAACAACGGAAUUGCUGGAGCUGUUACCGGUACAAAGACCAGAGGCUCAUCAAAAUUCAAAACAACCGUUCCAUACACUUUAUCUGCUAAUAAUGACUGGCUUCCAAGUAGUAUAAUUGUUCAAACAACAAAAGCCUCAAAGUCUGUUAGCUCGUUGAACCCCUCUUCUUUCCCCACAUCUCUACCAGCAGCCAUUGCUGCUGGAGGUGAAGUGUCUGAGCCAUCAAACACUACUUUAGUUACAAUUGGUUUUGGUUCGGAAUUAAACUAUAACUUCUUGGUCGAGAAUCCAUUAUCUUCUGCACAAAUUUUCAAUUUUCUUCCUGAAGCAUUACUCUAUCCAUUUUAUGUCGAUGAGGUAUCGUCAGACUCUGAUAUCAAAGACGACACUAUAUCCUACGAAUCUAUUUUUGUCUCAAUGACUGUAUCUGAUGGCACUACAACACUUUCUCCAACAUCAACUUUAAUUAAAAGAGCUGUAAGCUUCAUAAACGAUACUUCUGCACUUGCUCAUAUUUUAUCUCAGUCGUCCGGAAUUACCAACACCUUGGGGAAUGUAAAUAGAUUUGUAGAGCAAACAUCUACAGCAACAACUCAAAGCGGAUCGUCCACUGCAACCGCCUUAUCGACGUCUUCUUCUUCUGUUACCACUCUAGAUGGAUCUUUGAUCAAAGUGAAACAAAUAUCACCAUAUAUUGAUCCCAAAAGAGAUUAUGUGGUAUCUGUAGCAGAGGUUUACUUCCCUAGUGAUUUUAUUGAUUCGCUGAGAGCUCAUCUCGAAGAUAAAGAAUCUGUACUAUACGACAACCCUGUUCCAUCACUAAAAUCAUUAAUGAACUUAACAGACUCAUCUGUUGCUUUACAAGGUCUAGUCCAUAACUCAGCUAAUUCUGAAUCUUCAUCAGACAAUUCAGAAAACAGUGCAGUAACCGAACAAGAAGUUAACCAAGUUUUCAAAUCUUCAAUAAAGAAUGGUACUCAAUAUGGUUCAUUAGAUGUUACUGGUAUUAAAGGAUCGAGUCUAUCGACAUCAGUAAGAAACCGUCUAAUAAUAUUUCUAACAUGCUUAGUCUUCGGAACCUUUAUGUGGGUGUUAGGUUUCUUUGCCUUAUUCAGGUUCAUAAAGAGAAGACUUUUCGCUCCAAAAUCCAUAUCAUUGGAUAAUCCACGUCAUUCCAUUGUAAACAUAACCAAGAUUGGAUUAUACGGUGAUGAUAUUGGGAGUCUUUGGUCUGGUGAUAGUUCCAAUUCAUCUGACAGUUUCAAUGAAAAGGUCAAAAACAUAAUGGACAACAGAAGAUCAAGACAUAAGGGACUAAUGAGAAAGUCACAUAACGCAGAUAACUUAUCAUUAUGUUACAACAACUUCAUUGAAAAUGCCAACGGUGAUACAUUAAUAACAACCAACGGUAGGGAGUUUUCUCCAGUUAGCCAUGAAUUUGCAGAUUACACUCAUCAAACGAUAUCUAUAUCUAAUAGCUCUCAAUAUGGAACCGUCAAUGAUUCCUUUGAUUUUGAGUUGGCAAAUACACACAAUAAUCCAUUUUCUGACAACUAUAGAUUAUCACCAAGAUCUAAGACUAUCGACCUAUUCAGUGAUGAUCUGGACGAGAAUUUUGAAAUUGGAGAAGAAAUCGAGGAAGAAGAAAGUGUUGCUGACAUAUAUGUAGCAGAACUUGACGACCUCGACGAAGAAUUAUAUAAAAAUCUAAUGGGAACAAUCAAGGGAAGGGACCCUAAUGAUCCACUUUCAGUCGAAGCCAAAAAAUUGAUGGCACAAAUUGGUAAACAAUACCCUAAUACUGAUAUCAAACCAAAGGUUGACAUGUAA